Molecule: messenger RNA, 774 nt
Organism: Sorex araneus (European shrew)
Lineage: Eukaryota; Metazoa; Chordata; Mammalia; Eulipotyphla; Soricidae
Product: CD209 antigen-like protein E
Exons: 8
Coding region: 1-774 (257 amino acids)
Source: RefSeq, a predicted model, not a curated record
AUGGCCAAGGAGGAGACAGGAAUAUUCCAGACCAUGAGGAGGUGGUCAGGGCGCCUGCCCCGGAUUAGCCUGUCUCUGUUGCAGCUUCUCAUCAGUCUGAUCUUCUUCCUGGUCCUCAUCGUCAUCCUGGUCCGCGAAGAGACCUACGGAAACUUGAACUUUGCUGAGAAUGAGGUUCCACAGGCCCAAAGCGCGAGGAGGUGUUCAGGGCGCCUGCCCCGGGUCAGCAUCGAGCUCCUGCAGCUUCUCACCUCUCUGGGCCUCCUCGUGCUAUUCGUGAUCAUCCUGGUUCAGCCUACUCAGAAGCAGAUCCAGGAGGAACUGGGCAUGAUCAGCCACCGGCUUGCUCGGAUGAACGUCACUCUGGAGAGGCUCUGCCGGCAGUGCCCCUGGGACUGGGAGCUCUUCCAGGGAAGCUGCUACUGGUUCUCCAGGUCCCAGAGCGAUUGGAUGUCUACAGACUCCGCCUGUCAGCGCAUGAACGCCCGGCUGGUGGUGGUCAACAGUGUCUCAGAGGAGAAAUUCCUCCAGUCGUGGAUGAUCCGGCAUGAGAAAAGAACUUGGAUUGGCCUCAGCGACCACCAUGAUGAGGCGUCCUGGCGAUGGGUGGACGGGACCCCCUUCCAACUCAGCUUCUGGAAACCAGGAGAACCCAACAACGAUGGCGAUGAGGACUGUGUGGAAUUGUACAAUGGUGGCUGGAACGACGAUCAGUGUUAUAUAGAGAAGGCAUGGAUCUGUGAGAAGCCCAUGGUGUCCUGCACCAUUGUGUGA